AUGGUCCGCGGCGGCGCGUCGCGGCGCGUCGACACGCUUGGUGUCUACCUGCCCGUCGCGCGCUGUCGCCUGCUGUCGCCUCUGCUCGACCACCAACCGCCACGACGCGCCCCUCCUCAAAGCAUGAGCUUUGGAGACUCCGACGAGCGCCCGGCGAAGAAGCGCCGUUUCUUCGUCGAAGACGAGCCCGCCGAAGCCGCCGCGCUUUCUGCUUCUGCCGUUGACAAGGAAAACGACGCACAGAAUGCAGGCAUUGCGGGCGUUGACACCGGCUUGUUCGACGCCGACUUGUUCGCGUCAAUUGUGGGUGAACAUGUGCCGCCAGAAAAGCUGAGGCGGUUGCAGGAAGCCAGCAGCAACGACAUCACGCGCGCCAUCAACAUGUAUUACGAUGGAUCGUGGGAGUCUGCGCCCGCCUCUGUGGCUCCUCGCUCGAACGGCACCCUGGAAUCCUUCGCUAAACCCCAGGGCUCACCUCGAGUAAGCUCGGUCGCCGACGAUCCCGCCUCUCUCACGCCUCAACGACCUCGAGUGCAGACAACUAUGCCUGACAAGCGGUACAUUGGCGCUUUUGGUGUCGUUGGUUGGGCAACCAGAAGCGGGACCGGCCUGAUCAAGUUCGGCGAGAAAGUGAAUAUUGAACGUACAAGAACCCAACCGACCGUGAAGCUUGGGCGCAAUGGCAAGAAAAUUGCAAACAAACGCCAGGACAUUGUCGUACGGUUUACAAAUCAGCGCGGAGAGGAGGUUGGCCGCUUGGAGAACGAGUCUGCCGCCUGGAUCUCCUCCUUGAUUGACCAGAGAGUGUGUACCUUCGAAGGCUCAUGCGUGUAUACUCCGGACAGGAUACGCACCAACGAGACUAUCUACCUCCAGCUCCGAGUCUAUCUGUUGAAAAUUGUUUUUGAUGCAGGGGGGUUUGUGAGGCCUGCCGACACGAACCGUGAGUCUGCGUUCUAUGAGGCGAAAGAAACCCACGAGGAGCGCGGCCUACGCCUGCGCCAGGUGGCCCUGGUAAAGCUGUUCGAUGAAAUCAACCUUCACCCUACCCGUGGGAACGCUCAGGCUGAGAAGCACAAGCGACAGGGUCUGCUGAAGGCUGUCGAGCUUGCAGAGAAAAAUGAGCAGCCCGGAGCCUCCAAUUCAAAGUCUCAAAAAUCACCCAACAACGAGCCGGGAACGCCUCCCUUGGACGAAGUCGAAGAAGGCCAAGAGCUCGAGCAGGACCAACUGGAUUCACUGUACAAGAAGGCGCAGUCUUUCGAUUUCAAUACCCCCGAAGCAGAACCCGCAAGUACUUUCGCCAUGGAUCUUCGGAAAUACCAAAAACAGGCAUUGCACUGGAUGAUAACCAAGGAAAAAGAUCAGAAGUCUGACCAUAAAGAAAUGUCGAUGCAUCCGCUUUGGGAGGAAUACACCUGGCCUACCAAGGAUGCGGAUGAUAAUCCUGUGCCUGAAAUCGUUGGCCAACCGGCGUUCUACGUGAACCCUUAUUCUGGAGAGCUAUCGUUGGACUUCCCAAUGCAAGAACAGAAUUGUUUGGGUGGAAUUCUGGCGGACGAGAUGGGCUUAGGAAAGACUAUUGAGAUGCUCAGUCUGAUUCAUUCUCACACUGCCAACCCUUCUUCCACACCCGACGGAGCCAUAGCAACAGUAAACAACCUCCCGCGCUUAUCAACUCAUUCGUCGUCUGUCGAACUGGCUCCUCGAACGACGUUAGUAGUAGCACCGAUGUCACUGCUCGCACAAUGGCAAAGUGAGGCCGAGAAAGCUUCAAACCCUGGGACCCUCAAAACCCUGGUAUAUUACGGUUCAGAGAAGACUGCCAAUCUCCAGAAGCUAUGCUGCGGUGCAAAUGCGGCGAAUGCGCCGAACGUCAUAAUUACCUCGUACGGUGUUGUCCUUUCCGAAUUCAACCAGGUUGCAGGCAUGGACGGUAACCGUGGCUCCCACGGUGGUCUUUUCUCCGUGGAGUAUUUCCGCAUUAUCCUCGACGAAGCCCAUUUCAUUAAGAACAGACAGUCCAAGACUGCGAAAGCCUGUUACGAACUCUCUGCCAAGCACCGGUGGGUUUUGACCGGCACCCCUAUUGUCAACCGCCUCGAGGACCUCUUCUCUCUUGUACACUUCCUUAAAGUGGAGCCGUGGUCAAACUUCUCGUUCUGGAAAACUUUCAUCACCGUGCCAUUCGAAUCGGGAGACUUCAUCCGGGCUCUCGACGUCGUUCAGACGGUGCUUGAACCUCUCGUCAUGCGCCGGACAAAGGACAUGAAAACUCCAGACGGCAAAGCACUAGUGCCACUCCCGCCCCGAACGAUAGAGGUGGAGUCGAUUGAGCUUUCCAAGGCUGAAAAGGAAGUUUACGACUGGAUCUACACCAGAGCGAAACGGACAUUUGCGGCCAAUGUCGAGGCGGGAACACUCAUGAAAUCAUACACCACUAUCUUUGCGCAGAUUCUACGUCUGCGGCAGAGCUGCUGUCAUCCUAUACUGACCCGCAGUAAGGAUAUUGUUGCGGAAGAAGAGGAUGCCGCUAACGCCGAGGAUCUCUCAAAGGGCUUGGCUGACGACAUGGAUCUUGACACAUUGAUCCAACAGUUCGAGGCUGAAGAUGAGAAUGGCGAGCAAGACGCUAACAGGUUCGGUGCGCAUGUUUUGAGGCAGAUUCAAGCAGAGCAGCACUCUGAAUGUCCCAUUUGCGCCGAAGAGCCGAUGGAGGAGCAGGCCGUGACAGGCUGUUGGCAUUCAGCCUGCAAGCAGUGCCUGCUUGAAUUCAUCGAGCACCAGCGAGAUAAAGGAGAGAUUCCGCGUUGUUUCAACUGUCGGGAGCCCAUCAACUCGCGCGAUGUGUUUGUUGUCGUGCGUCACGAUGAUUACGAUGAGGACGAAGCGCUCUACUCGUCCCCCGGCAAUUCUGGCAACCGCACCCCGCGCAUCUCCCUCAGACGAGCCAAAUGCGCCGCCUCCGCAAAGAUCGAAAGCCUUCUCUCCCAUCUCAAGAGGAUCCGCCGCGAGGAGCCGGGCAUCAAGUCGGUCGUGUUCUCCCAAUUCACCAGCUUCCUGGACCUCAUAGAGCCCGCGCUGGCCCGCGACAACAUCCCCUUCGUCCGCUUCGACGGCAGCAUGACGCAGAAGGCGCGUGCGGCCGUGCUUCAGGACUUCACCAGCCGACCCAAGGGCCUGGUGCUCUUGCUGUCGCUGCGCGCCGGCGGCGUGGGCCUGAACCUCACGGCGGCGAGUCACGUCUUCAUGAUGGACCCGUGGUGGAGCUUCGCGGUCGAGGCGCAAGCCAUCGAUCGCGUCCACCGCAUGGGCCAGCUCAGUGAGGUGGUCGUCAAGCGGUUCGUGGUUCGGGGCAGUAUCGAGGAGAAGAUGCUGAAGAUCCAGGAGAGGAAGAAGUUCAUCGCGAGCAGCUUGGGCAUGAUGAGCGACGAAGAGAAGAAGGUGCAGAGGAUUGAAGAUAUCCGAGAGUUGUUGAGCUAA
Diplodia corticola is the source of this 3483-nucleotide messenger RNA. Its product is annotated as dna repair protein rad5. NCBI's taxonomy places the organism in Eukaryota, Fungi, Ascomycota, Dothideomycetes, Botryosphaeriales, Botryosphaeriaceae. The transcript has 2 exons. Gene Ontology annotation, molecular function: nucleic acid binding; ATP binding; ATP-dependent chromatin remodeler activity. The record is from RefSeq and is a predicted model, not a curated record. Bases 1 to 3483 code for a protein of 1160 amino acids.